AAAGAGGCAGACCCAAACAUCACACCCAACAAAUUUAAAAUUUCAAAAGUUCAACUGGCCUACUUAAUUUUUCUCUAUUAAAGAAAAGCUGAAUUAUUAUUAUUAUUUAGUCAUGUUUACACCGACACCUAGUAAUGACAAUUUUCAAGGGCAUGGUAAGCAACAAAUGCAGUAGUAAGGGAUAAAUUUAGUCUAAGCUGUGUUAAUUAUAAGUUACGUUUUCGAAACCGGCGAGAGUCGAUUUGGACUUGGACUUCGAAAAGAAGACUCACUCUUACUCUUAGAAAAGACCGACCCACCACUGAUUCAGCGAGUCAGUAGACAGUAGCAAAAUGAUGAUACCAGUUUGUUUUUUUUCUUUCCGAAAAUCGGUUAUAGGAUUUAGAAACACACCACCACCCCCAUUAUUCGUUUUUUACACUCAGGGACGAGUCUUCUGCUGGAAGGCAUGGGAAUGCAUGGCGUUCCAUUUCUGUACUGACUGACUAAUUCUAAUCCUCUACUAGAUAAGUACUAAACACUAAGUUUGAAUUUUGGUCCACAAACUUUUAAACUACUGUUAAACUCUGCUGGUUUUUUUUUUUUUUUUUUUACUGAGAAUCGUAAUAUUAGUCAUGGUAAGAGUAAGAUUGGGGGUUGGGUAAAGUAAUAGUAAAUGAGUAAAUCAAGUAAAUACAAAGAGAAUGCACCAUGACGUGUGGUAUCACAGGUCACCAUCUUGGUUGCAACGGCCUGUGAACCCGUAAAAAUUCACGGGUCACUGCAAACAAGAUGCGGCCGUGUAAAAAUAAAAUAACUCACAUUUGCUAAAAUUAGGAAUAAAACGAUAAAAUUUAAUGAAACAAUGUGGUGAACGUAGGCAGUAGCUACUUAUGUGAAUUUAUUGUAUCUGUCUAGAUAUUUGGCAAGAAGCGUCAACAUGUGUGUGGCUUUAGUUGCAUACACAAUGUGGCUAGAAAACUAUUAAAAUGAAGAAAAAAAAUACAAAAAUAAUCGUCAAAUAAAUAAAUAAUGAAAACCCAACUGACAGUUUCAUAGAAUACACUUUUACACACUUUAUUUUAGGUUCCACCAAAAAGAAUAACCAGAAAAUGAAUAAAAUACAAAGUCGUCCAUGCCAAAAAAAAAUUUCAAAUAUGGCGGAAAAAUUAAAAAAUUAAUACCCAACCAAUGAAAUUUUAAAAUAUAAUUAACCAAUUCCAAUUUAAAUGAAAACAUGCCAUGGUCAUAUGAAGGAAAACUUAACUCUGGUAAGAAAAAACAAAGGGAGUGAAUCCAAAACAGAAACUUUACAAUAACAUGCAAAUGAUGGCGCUAUCUCUUUGCUUUGGCGAAGAUAGAAAUAUUUUAUAAGACCAGAAGAGGCCAGUUACAUGUGUAGCAUUGUGAUACCACAACAUUGGUACCAUACACUGGUGUGGGUGGGAAAGGGAACAAAGAUCCCGCUUUUCCCCCAUGGCAUUUUUUUGGUGGGGUGUGGCAUGUAUUUUCAGUCUACUUUAUUAAUAUGAUUAUAUAAUUUGAAAUUAAUUUUUUAAAAUUUAAAUAUGUGUUCUCUUAACAUUGUCGUAAUUUUCGUUCAUUUGAGGAGGUAAAAUUAUGGGUGAUUGUACCAACUUGUUAAUAAUUUUAAAAUUGUACAGAAAAAGCUGCCAGCCACAACCGGUUUGAAACUUUGAUCCGCUGAUAUUGAUAAUGAGUGUUGUAUGGUCAGAUACACUAAGCAUUAGCAAUAAGCUUAUCAAUUUUAUGCUUUAUAAAGCAUCUUAAUUAAAAGUAUUUUAUUUAUUAAAUGAUAAAAAACAUUCAUUAACUGUCAGUUUGGUUAUUUUUUUUUUCAUAUCAUGAUAAAAAUAAUUUGCUAACUGGUUUUUGAAAAUUAACCACCUGUUUCAAAACCAAUAACUCAAAAUAGUCAAAAUCAGGUUAUCGUUAAACAUCCUUGGUCUGAAGAGAAGGUUACCAACUCAGACCUGUUUACUCUUACGAGUUUGGCAUACAAUGUACGAUUUUGAGGUGUAUACAUUAUGUAUACUGCAUGUUUAUUUUUUACUUUUAAGUUAAUGUAUUGAACGAUUUUGCGAUGAUAUUGUACGGUUUUAAGAGUUUGAGGGUAAACAGGUCUGCCGACUAGAACUACAAGUCUAACUGAUAUAUUGUUAAAAAUAGGCCCAUCACUAGACUAGUAGUUAGCUGCUUAACUUACAGCUUGACUAAUUUAACAAAGUUAAGUUAGUGGGCUUACUCUACUCACUCAAAGAAUAGUAAACCAAUUAAACUUACUACCAUAUAAAUCUAUGAAUUAUUGAAUAGUUUAUAGCCUAUGAUGUGACGCUAGUUAAAGCUAUCACAAAUAGUUUCUAAUAUAUUAGUAAUAUUUUGUCAAGCCUAUGUUUUGUUUUUAUUUACAGAUUCCUUUAUGUCAUUAUCCCCAAGCAGUCCAAGUCAAUCCCUCAUCGCCCCUCUAAGCCAUUCCUCUCCUUUCCUACCUGGGUAUCUACUUGGCGACCACCACUUACAUCACCAUUCAGUAGUACGUAUCAUCCCAUAGCUUGAUUUCAUUGAUAUCAAUUGAAAUGUAACUCAUGCCAGAUAAAACAGAAAUAUUUUCAUUACAUUAUAACAAUGUAAGGUGGGAUGUCUUUUCGAUUAAAGUUUGGUGCAUGUUUAUUCUCUGAACCUCGAUAAUCCGUAAAUGGGCUGUUUUUAACAUAUGAUUCAGAAAACUUGGAUUAAAAUAAGUACAAGUAUAAAAAUUUUCAGAUUAAAUGUAGUAAGUAUGCUCCAUUUGUGUUUUAUCAUGUACAGUUGAGUCCAAAGAUUUGGUCUUCUGGAGGUGGUCAGGGUCAGGCACAGAAAGGUGCUCUGUCCAGUCAAAUGAGUAUAUCUGGUGGAUCAGCAGGACUGACCAGGUAGGCAAAUGGAGUUUUGGUAUACAAUAAAGUAUAAAGAAAGUCAUUGUAAUUUUAAUAUGUCACUGCAAGUACUAAUCACAUUUCAAAAACACCUUUAACUUGACAUACCUUGUUGUAUACUAAGGGAAAACAAAACUCUCUUGUAAAAUAAGAUAUCCAUUCAUUUAUAAAUAUAGGCUGGUACGUGUUUUGAUCCAUCAAUGUGUGUGAGGAAGAUAAGAGGUGAUUGUAUUCCUUUUUUGACACUCUCAAGCCAGUGUUAUUUGAUGUUGAAGCCCAUUCUUUUUAGAAGUCAAGACACCAGUUAAUUUUUGUGCACUGAUUUUUUGAAAUCCUAUAUCUUUGACUCCAGGGUAUGAAGUACAGUGUACUCAGUGGUAACCUCAGCACUGCUGUAUGUUCAAUCUAUCAUGUAUUUGUUUAGUCAUCCAUGGUAAUACAGAUCUUGAUCCUGUCCAUCCUCAAUAUCACUCAACUCUUCAAGCCAGUCCAGUGUCUCAUCUGACCAAUAUACCUACACACACUACCCUAACAACACAGCCUACGUCAUGCACAUAUUAUUAACACAUAUCUUGACACCAAAGGUCCCGGUAUGUGCCAAUUUGCAUACGAAACAAACACCAAAACACACAAUUGACCCACAACCAUUUUGCACCAUAUUAUUCCAGCAUCAACACUGCAAUAAUGCUAAUAUUUCAAUAUCGUCUUUUUUUUUUUUAUAAUAAAAGUUAGAAGUUUAAUUUGUUUCAUUUCCUUUGCACAUCAUAGGAGAGAAGCAGCAAGGGGAAAAGUUGGUGGCCCACCAUUGAAAAGUUUAUAUUCUAGUCCAACAGCUUUAGAUGGCAGCUUACAACACCAGGUAUGUUGAUAUUUUAUUUUAAAAAAUGUGUUCAUUUGUGUUAGAAUAACUUAUAAAAAAAAAAUUAAAAAUUAUCCAUGUUAAGCACCAUAAUAAUUACAAAUAGAAUGUACUAUGAAUUUUAAACUCUGCUUAAUUUUGAUAAAUUAGAAAGUCAUUGAUGGCAAGUUAAUCAUCAGAUUUUUUAUGAUUUUUUUUUUCCAUUGACCUCCAAUUGUUUAUUUAAGGAAUGUGUAACGUUAGUGUUGUUUGAGUAAUUUUACUAAAUUUGAAAACAAUAAAUUCACUUCUGUACGAUUGUUGUUACUUCAAGACCUUAACCUUUGUUGACAAAAAAAAAUUAAAAAAUACAAUUAUCAAACAGAUUGGAACCCCUGGACAGAACCGCACAGUCUCAUCCCCAGCUCUCAGGCAGACGUCAACUCCUGCCCCACCGAUAGCAGGUAACCCUUCUUCUUCUAUAUAUUAAGGGCCCACGAUCAAUUUAUUGAUCAUUUUGGCUCCUAUGCACAUAGAGGGGAUUUGCAAUGUUUCUGUGCCUGGUGUUGAUGAGGAUAUUUCACUGAUUGCAUGUGCCACUUUGUGCGGGAAUCAUGCACUGGGGGUUUGAAGGCUUAAGGCAAUAGACACAAAAAAAUCUCAACUGUUCCUUUCGAAAGCUUGUUCCAGUCCCUGAUUGUCUUGGGCAGCAAUGAGCAGUUCCUAUACUGCCUUCUUUCUGGUAUGAGCCGGAAUGUAUGCUAGGAACAAACAGGGGCCUCGCACUGAUCCCUGGGGGACCCCUGACUUCACAUCAACAAAGGAGGAGCUUGUACCAUCCACUACCACUGCUUGGCAUCGGUGGCUGAGGAAGCUAGAGAUCCAUGUUUUAGUGGUGCCUUGGAUCCCAUAUCUCUGGAGUUUGUGUAGAAGCAAACUAUGAUUGUCUCUAGGCCUUGAUGUAAUGUUUAACUGGAUUUCUGCACCAUCAAUGCUGCUCGUUAGUGUGGAAUAAGAUUUGUUCCGUAUCUGGAAAUUUGAUCGAAAGAAAUUUCGUCGACGGUAAUUUGAUAGAAUGAAAAAUUCUUUGAAUCUUUUUUUCAGUUUUUACGUUAAAACUUUGCUCCAAAUUUCUUUUUGAACGCAUUAUUUUGUUUUACUAUAUAGUAUGGUGCGUUCAAAAAGAAAUUUGGAGAAAAUUUUUAAUUGAAAAAAAGUUUUGAACAAAUUUCCGUUUGAUCAGUUCCGAUUUCUGUUGAUCAGUUUACUGUCGACGGAAGUUCUUUCAAUCAAAUUUCCAGUAACCGAUUUGUUCAGGUGCUUCAAAAAAAUGUUUUUUAAAAAAUGCUGUUCUCUGACAUGAACCAUCAUGCGGCUUAGGGAAAAUGGUUUCUUUGCCAAGCUAAACAGAUUACCUUGGAUGAGCACACUGUUAAAAAUGAUAUGUCAACUGUUGCUAUUAUUUCAUAUUCUGUUCAUAGUUAACAUGAAAUAUUUUCUUCUUCUUCUCUUCUUAUAUUUGAAGGGCCCACGAUCAAUUUGUUGAUCAUUCUGGCUCCUGGUUUAAAUUCAGAGUUUGCCUUCUCUUAGAUGGGUUGCCAUCCAAGGCUAACGAGCCCCAUCUACCCGGGUUAUUUUUUGGUUAUUUCCUUGUCUUUACCAUGUUAAGAUUGAACAUUUUUCAAUGUACCGGUAACAGUAAUGUUAUUUGGUAAUGUCUUGAAACUAAUUUAGGAUAAGUCUGCCUGUGCAUGCAGCAUUGUUGCACCGCAAAAUGAAACAAGGUUAAAAGGAAUAUCAAUAAGCAUCACAAUGCAAGGUCUUAGAAGAUUGUGUGGAGCAAGAGAUGACAUUGGAAAGUGGAUUGGGGUUGAUAAAAUACAUGUCAGAAGACCUAUGGGCAACCAAUGAAAAUACCCAAAGUGUUACUAAAUACAAGUGAUGAGAUGUAAGCUGUUACAGAUCAUGUGUAACAUAAUUUGUUGCAGGUCUCUUCCAGAGCCCUGGUUUAUCCAGAGAUUCAAGUCAGCUGGCCAUGAACCAGAGCCAGGUUUUUCCAGUCUCCCCAGCCCAAGCGGAUCCUUUCUACACCCAAGGGUGAGUCGUAAGUCACUUGGCUUAGUAAGUAUUUAAAACUGAGCUUUGGUUAUUUUUAAUAUGCUUAUGUUGGCUGUAAAUGCACCUGGGAAAAGUAAACUAGAAAAACCAUAUUUGGUUUAGCAGGUCAUGUGUUGUGGGUUAGAGAUUAAGUCAAGUGUACCCCUGAGUGAACAUAUUAUAGUGUAAUGAAUGUGCAGGCUUCUAAAAGUGAACCCUUUGUAUCUUGCUAUCUUAAAAUGUUUUCCAGUGAUUUGAAGUCUGAUGAUGUUUUAGAUGAAACCUGGGUCACAGUCUUUGGGUGAGUGAAAUUUUUAUCUACUACUUUAUCAUUCGUGUUCUCCAAAAGAAAAAGAAUUUUAGACAUGCAGCCUUUAAUUUAAAUUAAAACAAAAGAGAAUUAAAUUUUUACUCUGAUGGUUGAAGUUGAGUUGCAAAAUGGCUUCUUGCAUAUGUUUACAAAAUAUCCCAUGUGUGGUGUUUGAUCUACGACCUAAUUAGGAAAGUAAGAUUUGUCAACUGUCCAAAUUGUAUUCACUCUAUAGUGAAGGAUUGUUUCCUAUAAAUGAUACAAUUUUUUGAAAACUUCAAAAUAUUUGGGGGGAAAAAAAGCAAAAAACACCACUAUAAAUUAGUAAGAGCAGAUUAGCCUUCUAAGUUAUCAUUCUAUUUUCUUAUGAUUUUAUGUGCAAUUUUUUUGUUGUUGACGUGUCAUAGGCCUCAGUGUUUAAAACAAAGUUAACAAAACUGCUUCCUCUUGUCAUGGCCAGGUUUCCUCCAGGCGCCACAUCUUUCAUCCUCCAGCAGUUUUCUCAGUACGGAACGAUCAUCAAACAUGUGGUGUGUUUCGCAGCUCAUUCAGCAUGCAUAAGCUAAUUACCAGGGUUUGGAGUAAUACAUGUAUAAUUAAUACAAAUGAGUAAAUCCGGACUCGAGCUUCCGGCAACAUGAGAAAUGCACAAAUGAAGAUCACAAGAUAGAGUUGGUAAAAAAUCUGAUUUUCAUCUGAGUUUGAGUUUUCACUGAAUUUUCAGUACUCAAUAUUACCAGUCCAUGCGAUAUAGUCCUCUGACCAUCUGGUAGAGUCCCGGGUGGAUGGGGCUCGUUGGACAGCAACUCAUCUAAGAGAAGGCAAAACUCUGAAUUCAAACUGGGAGCCAGAAUGAUCAAUAAAUUUAUUGUGGGCCCUCAAAUAUAGGAAAAAAAGAGAAAUGAAAUGCCUCCUAUUUUUCUGCAUGCUUUUGUACUUAACUUGUUUUUUGAAGAAUCAGCUGUGAAUAAAUAUUGUUCAUUUUAAGUUUUCUUUGGUUUUUUUUUCAAAUAACAAAGCUGUAUGGGUGAAUAUAAAUUGUAUUUUAGACUUGUUAGUAGAAAAAACAAAUUUUAUCUAUCAUUUGAAAUACCCUAAAACUGAACCUAGUUUUUUAAAUUACUGUUUUCUUCAGCUGUGGUUGUUCAUCCUUUUCAAAUCAAAGUACUUCAACUCUGUAAUUUUUUUAAAAACCUCUAUUUGCCCCAGGUCUACGCAGAAUGCAACUGGAUGCACAUACACUACUUGUCUAAGAUCCAAGCCAAGAAAGCUCUCAGUAAAAAUGGGAAAGUCUACGGAGGCUGCAUGAAAAUUGGAGUAACUUCUUGCAUUGAGAAGGUAAAGGCAUACCAAGUGAUUAGACUUAUAAUAAAAAAUAUUUAAAUUGACCAAAUACAUUCCAAGUAGACCAACUUACAUGUAACUUAAAAUAUCAAUCAAAAUAUCGUAAAAUCAGUAUUUCUAGUCACAAAAAAAAUGCACAUUCAAAAGCGAACCUGUUCUGGAAAAUAAAAAUUAUUAUUUAUAAUGUGAGGCUUAUUUUGAACUCUUGUUGCUUUAAAAAGAUGGUAGCUGGAAAAUAGUUUCUUCUUAAAUGGAAGUGCCCUUGUGUUCAUGAACACGUUAAUUCUACCAUCCUACCAGUAGACAUUGAGAAUCUGCAAAUGUAAAUAGAGCCCUGAUUACCAAAAGUUAUCAAUAAUAGGCAUCUCUUGUCAAGUAACUUUAGCAGGUGGGAAGGUCACCCAUUGCCACCGCCAUUGGCUAGUUUUAAUAUAAUUAUGUUGACAAAUGUAAGUAAGAAUGACCUAAGAAAUUCUUGAUUGCUACUUAGGAUACCAGGCUAGUUAGUCAUUUGUUCCAUGAUUUCCAAUUUUACAUAAGACCAUUAUGGAAGAGAAAGAGAACCAGUCCAUGCACUCCACUCAGUCAGCCGACAACACAUUCAGGUCAGGCAGUGAGCUUGGCGAUACAGCCCUGACACAGAUAAGGCCCUUGACAGCAGCUUACGUUGCCUCCAGGGGAGAGUAUGAGGUAUGCAGACCAGUUUACUCUUACGAUUUGGGCGUACAAUGUACGAUUUUGAGGCCUAAAUAUUAUAUAUACUGUGUUUUUUUUACUAUUCAGAUAAUGUAUUGAACGAUUUUGUGAGGAUAGUGUACGAUUUUAAGAGUUGGAAGGUAAACAGGUCUGGGUAUGGCAGUUUUUGUUAGUGAUUCAGCAUUUUAUGGAGAAAAUAAGAAAAAAUUUGUUAAAGGCAUUAACAACACACAUUUAUUAUUUUUUGUAUUAAUGAACUCAUGAUUUAUUCUAUUAACAUUCAAAACUAGACAAAAAUAAAAGACAAUCAAAUUUCCUUAUUAUAACUUAAAGAUUUUCUUUGUACUGGCAUUUCCAUCUUGUGGAGGGUAAUUUUUUGCUCACACAUGUGACAUGUUCCCUCCGUCGAUAGAGUCUUUCUCGUGCAGUGUGAACAGCUGGAGAAGGGUCGGUAGUGGAGGUCAGAUAAGAGCUCUAGGAUUUUGGGGAGGAUGUGUGUCGUGACGACUGUUGGAAUGUUUGUCUGUCUGUAUACCCAGGGUGUUGUUGAUCUCCCCACUUGAGCAUCUCGUCCCUUGUCAGCUGUUAGGAACGGGUGUUUUUAUUUGUGUGUGGAAUGUUAUGGUUUGAGUUGUGUCAGUAAUCAUGUGUUCUGAAUGGUCAAUAAACAUUGUAAGAGAAUAAAUAUUGUGUUUGCAUAGUAUGCAAGUUAGUUUUGUCAGUUAGUCAGUUUUUCGAGAGUCUUGUAAGUGCCGGUGUAGUGUAGUAUUUAUGCAUGCAAUUUUGUAAAUUUGUAGUUGCUGUUAUAGGAUCCUCUAUUCAAAUAACGGAGUUGUACAGCAAUAUUUUUAAGAAUUAAAAAAAUUAUUUUUCCCUAAUGCACAGAUUAUAAUUUUACACUCAACAGUUGUAAAUAAUAAUAACUUCUUUUAAAAAAAGCAACUAUCAAAGCAGGGUUUAAACCACUAAAAAGUAGAGAAAAAAAUUUAUUUCCUCGAUUGCAUUAAGCAAAGAAAGACAAAGGAUAAAUAUUUUCAAAAAUUUAUUUUUUAAAAAAAAGGUAAGUUUCAGAUACAUUCAGUUAGAAUCCUUUAGCUAAAUAGUGUGCUCAUCGACACUUCUGCGCAGGCUUUCUUGGCAUGAAGAAUUUUAAAUUGAUCUUUUACUUUGUAGUGUUUUAAACUUGUUUCUUUGAUAGAAAGUCUUAUUUAGAAAGUUUUUUUUUUUUUUUAAAUAUAUAUUUUUUUUUUUUUCUCCCAAUUAAUGAUAUUUAUUUAAAAUUUUUUAAAAUAAAUUUAAUAUUGGUUUUUUUUUUUUUUUCGCAGGCUUUCUUGGCAUGAAGAAUUUUAAAUUGAUCUUUUACUUUUUAGUGUUUUAAACUUGUUUCUUUGAUAGAAAGUCUUAUUUAGAAAGUUUUUUUUUUUUUUUUAAAUAUAUAUUUUUUUAUUUUCCUCCCAAUGAAUGAUAUUAAUUGAAAUUUCUGAACAAUAAAUUCAAUAUUGGUUUUUUUUUUUAUAAUAACAUUCCUAAUAAUUGUCAAAAUUACGGGAAUGCUUGGCAAGGUUUAGAAUUGAAAGGAGAUUGGCAAGUUAUUGUUAGCGUUAUUAAAAUACUGACAAAUUAUUACAAUUUCUCUCUUCUUUUUGCCAUAGCUAAUAAGAAUGACAUCACACGUUUUAACUUUCCCAAAUUUUCCUGCAGGUCAUGAGAGACGCCCCGACACCCAAGCGAGAUGCUAGCAUAGUCUCAAAGUUAAAAGAAUACAUGUUUGGCUUUUGACCGGCUGCUCCAUGUGCAAAAUUUGAUCACGUCUGUAUUCUUAGCUUCUCAUAAUGUCCCCGGAGUCCUGAUUUAAUUUGGGGCGACAUAGGAAUAUUUGGUUUCAAUUUGACAAUUUUAAUUUUGAAUUUUUAUUUUUUUUUUAUAGUGUCAUAUAAGUAAGGUAAAACUUGAUAUGAAUUAUAAAGUGUUCUCACAUUCAAGUUCAGGUUUGAAAAAUUUAAUUUCAGGUUUUUAAACAUAUUUUUUUAAUUUUAAUGUGUGUUUUUGUUGGAACAAAUGAAUUGUAGGAGCCAUGUACAUAGUGAACAUUCUGAAUGAGUAUAAAUUGGUGCAAGAAAAUUGGUGUCAGUUACACCCUUAGAGCUAUAAUAUUCACAAAUGAAGUUGUUGUGGAAUGACGGUGUAAAGAAAAAAUGGUUUUUAAAACUGAAAAAAAAAAUACAUAUUGAUUUAUGAUCACUAAGUUUAAAAGAGUGAGAAUAAAAAUAC
This is a messenger RNA of Lymnaea stagnalis (great pond snail), 10471 nucleotides long. The record is from the annotation of a GenBank genome assembly. NCBI's taxonomy places the organism in Eukaryota, Metazoa, Mollusca, Gastropoda, Lymnaeidae.